This is a messenger RNA of Effrenium voratum, 288 nucleotides long. Lineage: Eukaryota; Dinophyceae; Suessiales; Symbiodiniaceae. The record is from the annotation of a GenBank genome assembly.
AUGGGGCAGGUCUCCGAGGCUGAGUUCCAACUGCUCUUUGACGCCGGCGCGCUCUACGCGGCCUAUGGUCUUCAGCCGCAGCAGCUGAGCUUCAUGCUGCCAGGCUCCGCGACGGAGGAGCCACAGAUGGAUGACGCGAAAGCCCAGGGUAUCGACUACGCGGGCUACCAACAGCAAAUGUUCCAAUGGCAGCAAGCGCAAUACCAGCCUGCGGACUAUCAGCAGCUGUACCAGCAGCAGCUGCAACUUGGCUGCAACAUGGAAUAUUCAGGAUUUGCCACUGUCUAA